Lycium ferocissimum is the source of this 564-nucleotide messenger RNA. RefSeq lists its product as uncharacterized. Lineage: Eukaryota; Viridiplantae; Streptophyta; Magnoliopsida; Solanales; Solanaceae. The transcript is spliced from 3 exons. Bases 116 to 514 code for a protein of 132 amino acids. The record is from RefSeq and is a predicted model, not a curated record.
CUUCAAUCCCUUCUCCGUCUCCACGAGACUAUGGAGCCAUUAAUGCUCUGAAACUAGCUUGUUCAACCUCCAAAUAGGGAAAACGUGAGAAUCUUGCAAAUACAAGGACGAUUGAAUGGAUAAAAACGUCACCCCACCUUCAGAGCUCGGUUUGCUGAAAAACCUUUCAGAUUUUCGGCUUCAACGGUCUCAACCUUUCAAAUCAUCUCUGAAAAAGUUCUCGGCUAAGCAAGCUCUUCAAGAGGAUUCGGCGACUCGAGACGACAACAAGCCUCAGUUCGCUGUCACGGAGAAGCACCUUGGGAGUUUAUCAGCAAAACUCCACGAGCUGUCCAAUUGGACUGAGCUACAAGCUGCGUCUGCCCCAUUCUAUUCCUCAUCGAGUCACUAUUUCUUAUUUGUUUCGAUGGAGUCUCCUAGUUCGGUGUUGGGAUUCUUGAAAGAGAUGUCCAGCCACUUCUCUCUUCUUGUUGGCCUCGCAUUUACUUAUUACCGUAUUCAUUGUAUUACUUGAACUAACACCAGCCCUUUGAGUUUUCGGUGUUGAUAUGCUCUUGUUUGUGA